Molecule: messenger RNA, 2606 nt
Organism: Gossypium raimondii (Peruvian cotton)
Lineage: Eukaryota; Viridiplantae; Streptophyta; Magnoliopsida; Malvales; Malvaceae
Product: TPR repeat-containing thioredoxin TTL1
Exons: 7
Coding region: 295-2292 (665 amino acids)
Cellular component (GO): cytoplasm
Molecular function (GO): protein binding
Source: RefSeq, a predicted model, not a curated record
GAAACGAAACCUGUCUCGUGAAGCAGCAGGACCAACACUCUUUUCUCUUCCAUUUUUCUUUUCUUUUCUUUUCAUUUGAUUUCUCUUUGAAAAUCCCUUCCUUUCUCUCUCUAAAUUCUUUGCUUCUUUCCGUUUCCUUUCCCUUUAGAUGUUUAGUUCAAAGUGUUUCCUUUCUACAUUCACCUCAUUUCACUCACAUUACCAAUAAAUAACCCUCCACAAAGUCCCGAAGGUGAAAGCUAGAGGUAAAGAGAGUAGAAUUGGAGUAAAACCCAUUUUUAGUUGAAGGGAAAAAUGUCGGAUUUAGGUAAGCCGGUGACGGAGAGAGGGGGUUUCGAGAAACUUCCUGAUCAACUUCGUGACUCACUGAGUUACGAUUUUAACAAGCCUGAUUUCCGUGAACUCGAUCUGGGUUCACCCGUUUCGCCGCUCCGAACUCGACAAUCCGGUCUCACGAUGACAACGACUACUAGUUCGAGCUCGAGCUCAUCCGGAUCGGUUUCGGGUCGAAAUGGAUCCAUCGUGACUGGUAGAAGAUACGAGUCUCGUAUAAAUAACAAUUCCGGCGAACUUUCCGGGUCAAACGAAACAAGCCCGACUGUUUCGACGCGGAUUUUAAAACCGGGUCAGAUAAGAUCCGAACCCAACAUCCCCGUCAGUUCUCCGUCUGUCAAUGUUCUUCCGACGGGUAAUAUAUGUUCUUCAGGGAAAAUCCUAAAAACCGGCAUGGCGGUGAAUCGGAGCUCAAGGCCCGACGUUUUAGGUUCUAGGUCCGGUAAUUAUGGCCAUGGCAGUAUAAUGCGGGGCUCUGGAAUGGGAAUUGGACACAUUACAGCUUCCAAAGGUGGUACCUUUGAUCACAAUAACACCAUGGGGAAAGCAAUGGAACCUGAUGAAGUGAAGAGAAUUGGCAAUGAGAUGUAUAAAAAAGGACAAUUUUUAGAGGCUUUGAGUUUAUAUGAUAAGGCUAUAGCUUUGUCUCCAGGUAUUGCGGCUUACCGGAGUAAUAGAGCGGCGGCAUUGACGGCGUUAGGGAGAUUAGGAGAGGCGGUGAAGGAGUGUGAGGAAACUGUUAAGUUGGAUCCUAACUAUUGGAGGGCUCAUCAGAGAUUGGCUUCAUUGUUGUUAAGGGUCGGGCAGGUCGAAAACGCUAGGAAGCACCUAUGUCUUCUGGGGCAGCCACAAGAUCGAACUGAGUUACAGAAGUUGCAGGCUGUGGAAAAGCAUCUUUGCAAGUGUACAGAUGCUCGGAGAAUUAGGGACUGGAAGAGUGCAUUAAGGGAAACCGAUGCUGCCAUUGCCUCUGGAGCUGACUUCUCUCCUCAGCUUUUUAUGUGUAGAGUGGAAGCCCUUUUGAAACUCCAUCAACUCGAUGAUGCUGAAUCAAGCCUUUCGGUUGUUCCUAAAUUAGAACCAUGCACCAACUCCUGUUCACAGACUAAGUUCUUCGGGAUGUUUUCUGAAGCAUAUCUCUUCUUUGUCCAAGCACAAAUUGAGAUGGCACUCGGAAGGUUCGAGAAUGCUGUUACAGCUGCUGAAAAGGCUGAACAAAUUGAUCCCCGAAAUGUUGAAGUUGCUGUACUGCUUAACAACGUGAAGUUGGUUGCGAGAGCACGGGCACGUGGGAAUGAUCUGUUCAAAUCCGAAAGAUUCACUGAGGCCUGCUCAGCGUAUGGGGACGGUCUUAGGCUCGAUCCAUCAAACUCUAUUCUUUAUUGUAACAGAGCAGCUUGUUGGUUUAAGCUCGGGCGGUGGGAACAUUCCGUUGAAGAUUGUGACCAAGCUUUAAGCAUCCAACCAAAUUACAUAAAAGCCCUUUUACGAAGAGCGGCAUCUAAUAGCAAGCUAGAGAGAUGGGCUGAUGCGGUUCAAGAUUACGAAGUUUUGCGAAGGGAACUUCCCGAUGACAACAAGAUUGCCGAAUCUCUAUUUCAAGCACAAGUCGCAUUGAAGAAAUCUCAUGGCGACUUCGGCGAGGAAGCAUGCAGUAUCAAACAGUUCCGAGCUGCGAUAUCUCUGCCAGGCGUUUCCGUAGUCCAUUUCAAGAUGAGUUCCAACAUGCAAUGCAAACAGAUAUCUCCAUUCGUGGAUUCACUAUGUGACCGCCAUCCCUCCGUAAAUUUUCUAAACGUGGACAUCGAGGAGAGUCCUGGAGUUGCAAAUGCCGAAAACAUAAGUAUCUUACCAACAUUCAAGAUAUACAAAAACGGUUGCUGCCUCAAGGAAAUGGUGUGUCCGAGUCGAGAAAUGCUUGAACACUCAGUGAUACAUAAUAGCUCUUACAACCCAUGAUGGCACCGUUUUCCACUAUAAUUUUUUCCGGUACUUUCUUGCUGCCCAAAUCUCCAUUUUUGUUGGGAAUUUACACAAAAACCAUUGUGCCAUAGGAACCCAGAAAAGUCACAGCUUUUAGUUCCCUUUUGCAGCUUUUAAAUUUAUUCAUUCAUUUCCUCAUUGCUUUGGGGUUCAUUUUAAAGAUGCAAUGAGAGGAUUUGCAGGCAGGCUGUUAGUAGAUGAUAUGUGCUUGUGUAUAUAUACGUGUGAUGAUAAAUAUUGUUUCUUUUUUAUUUCAUCAAUAAGGAAAAAAAAUUCGUAUUAUCUAUAAA